AUGGACCCAAAACUGAAUGUCGAGCUGAAGAAAGAAGUGGACAGUGCAACUAAUUCCGAGACCAUCUAUGUCAUUCCCACUUUAAACAAAAAGAAUCAGCUUCCCAGUUUUCCGAUGUUUGGAGUGAAGUUACCAGACCUUAUCAACAUGCAAGGAAUGUCACAGCCAGCCCUAACAUCCUUCCCCAACCAACUCAACCCCUCUAUGGCCCCACAUGUACCAAUGCGAAGUUAUCCCACAACUACCGUACCCCCUGCCACUACUCCUGAACCUUCAGUACCCACUACGCUUUCAGCCAACGACCUUGACCUUCUUAGAGGAGUUCACAAUAACACUCAAACUCUCAUGGAAGCUCAAGACCUGCUACGACAGAUACUGGACAUAUUGAGUCAGCGCUUGAUUUCAGAACCUUUCAAAGCCUACGAUGAACAAUAUAAUGAAACUGCUCCUGACGUCUUUGAAGCUACAAAACCAAAGAACACUACUUUGGAGAUUCUGUCGCAAAUCGAAGUGAACAGUAGCAAUGAGACGAAGGGCAGUAACGACACCGAUCAGAUCGUGGCGCUUCACUCGCUUCCUACUGUAUUACAAUCAAAUGGAAUCGACGACUUGGAAGACGCCUCGGAUUCUGAAGAAGACGAGUAUACAGAAGCGCCAACUACAAGUUCAGAAGAAGCUUCGGCCGGCAGACUCAGUGGAGUCAACAUGUACAUAGUAAUUGUAUUAUACUUAAUUAAGGGUGCCAUAAAUCUAAUAGUUUAA
Bursaphelenchus okinawaensis is the source of this 762-nucleotide messenger RNA. The record is from the annotation of a GenBank genome assembly. Lineage: Eukaryota; Metazoa; Nematoda; Chromadorea; Rhabditida; Aphelenchoididae.